AUGACUCUAAUAAGUUCAAUCCUGAACGCUACCGCUUUGGUAGCUAGACUUUCUCAGAAUGUCACAAAUGGCAAGUGGUUCGGUUCUGGGUACUCUAGAUGCUCCUCGGCUGCCGAAAUUCCUGACAAACAAUACGAUGUACCCAAUACCGACGUGUUUAGGCAUUACAAUUUCGACAUCAUGGAAGGGUGGAUGAUGGCGGAUGGUGUUAACAAGACAGGGUUGUACAUCAAUGGUCAAUUCCCGGGUCCUACUAUCGAAGCAAACUGGGGUGAUACAAUCCAGGUUACGGUCACCAACCAUAUUAAAGACAGCGCCGAAGCCACCUCUAUGCAUUGGCAUGGGCUGCUCCAAAGAGAGACACCUUGGUUCGAUGGUGUCCCGUCCAUAUCGCAGUGCCCAAUUGCACCCGACAAGUCAUUUACAUACAGCUUCAUUGCUGAUCAGUACGGCACAAGCUGGUAUCACUCGCACUAUAGUGCACAGUAUGCGGACGGAACAUUCGGAGCUAUGAUCAUCUACGGACCUGAACAUGUACCAUAUGACAUUGACGUCGGGCCCAUUCUUUUAACGGACUAUUUUCAUACGAGAUACUAUCCCCUCGUCCAGAGAUACACUGGAAGCCAGGACGUACCAAACUCGGACAAUAAUCUCAUCAAUGGAAAAAUGAACUUUGACUGCUCUCUGGCGAACGGCACAGAAUGCGUGCCGAAUGUCGGAUUGUCAAAAUUCAAAUUUGAGUCUGGCAAAGUUCAUCGUUUACGUUUGAUAAAUGCCGGUGCCGAAGCACUACAGAAAUUUACUAUUGACGAUCAUGAGAUGACCCUCAUAGCGGCUGACUUCGCCCCGAUCAAGCCGUAUAAAACGAAAGUUGUUACUCUCGGCGUCGGCCAGCGUGCUGAUGUUCUCGUGGAAGGGAAAGAUUGCUCCGAAUCUCAGAAGGCGUACUGGAUGCGCAGCGAUAUCCCUGGCGAUUGCAGCCACGCAAACCAGGCACACUCCUUAGCUGCUAUUUACUAUGAUGAUGCAGACACAGACUCUGUUCCACAGUCAACAAAGGUCAAUUACAAUAUUUCCUCGCAGGGUUGUGUGGAAGACUCUCUGGAGCUUACAGAACCUUUCUUCCCCGAAGCUCUUCCUACAGAAAUCACUACUUAUCAGGAUAUCAACAUUACAUUCGGUGCCAACGCCACUGGGGCUAUGGUAUGGUUUGCUAACAACAUCUCUUUUACUGCAAAUUACAAUCACCCUCUGCUUCUUCUAGCAAAAGAAGGAAAUACAUCUUACCCAUACGAUCCCCAAUGGAAUGUCCUCGACUUUGGUAAACACAAAACCAUCCGACUCUAUGUUCGUAACUUCACCCCUCUCGCUCAUCCAAUGCACCUUCACGGACAUAAUUUUUGGGUUCUAGCACAGGGAAAAGGAGACUGGGAUGGCACCGUCACCCGUCCUUAUAAUCCUCAGGUUCGAGAUGUGCAGAUAGUGGAAAAGGGAUAUCCCUACGAACCUGCAUAUAUUGUUAUUGAGUACAAGGCAGACAAUCCGGGUAUCAGGCCUUUUCAUUGCCAUGUGGCAUGGCAUGUUAGCGAUGGGCUGUAUAUCAACUUGAUGGAAAACGCUGAUCUCAUCAAAAACCGGGGUAUUCCAUAUACAUCUGCCCAAACAUGUCGCGAAUAG
Talaromyces stipitatus ATCC 10500 is the source of this 1677-nucleotide messenger RNA. Its product is annotated as multicopper oxidase, putative. Gene Ontology annotation, molecular function: copper ion binding; oxidoreductase activity. The coding region runs from base 1 to 1677 and encodes 558 amino acids. The record is from RefSeq and is a predicted model, not a curated record. Lineage: Eukaryota; Fungi; Ascomycota; Eurotiomycetes; Eurotiales; Trichocomaceae. The transcript has 8 exons.